Messenger RNA from Bufo gargarizans (Asiatic toad), 1581 nucleotides. RefSeq names its product adenosylhomocysteinase (gene AHCY). Gene Ontology annotation, molecular function: adenosylhomocysteinase activity. Gene Ontology annotation, biological process: L-methionine cycle. Lineage: Eukaryota; Metazoa; Chordata; Amphibia; Anura; Bufonidae. Gene Ontology annotation, cellular component: cytosol. The record is from RefSeq and is a predicted model, not a curated record. Bases 113 to 1414 code for a protein of 433 amino acids. The transcript has 10 exons.
CUUUUUGCCUUAUAUGGCUUAGAGCGGGUUAUUCUUAAAGGGACCUCGGCUGCACGCCUUCUUUUCGGCUGCUGGCUCACAGGCUUGGCGUGUGGUCUCCUUGCUCUUCAUCAUGUCUGAUAAACUGCCCUACAAAGUCGCUGACAUCACCUUGGCCGAAUGGGGGCGGAAAGCAAUUGAGAUUGCCGAAAAUGAGAUGCCCGGACUGAUGAAGAUGAGGGAGAUGUAUUCUGCGACCAAGCCUUUGAAGGGAGCCAGGAUCGCUGGAUGCCUGCACAUGACUCUCCAGACGGCUGUCCUGAUAGAGACCCUGACGGCGCUGGGAGCGGAGGUGCAGUGGUCCAGCUGUAACAUCUUUUCUACCCAAGAUCAUGCUGCUGCAGCCAUUGCCAAAGCUGGUGUGCCAGUCUAUGCCUGGAAGGGAGAGACCGAUGAAGAAUACAUCUGGUGUAUAGAGCAGACCCUGUACUUCGCAGAUGGCAAGCCCCUGAACAUGAUCCUCGAUGACGGUGGAGACCUUACCAACCUCGUUCACACCAAACACCCGAAGUUAUUAAAAGACAUUAAAGGAAUUUCUGAAGAGACCACAACUGGGGUGCACAACCUGUACAAAAUGAAGAAUGAGGGGACACUGAAAGUUCCUGCUAUCAAUGUCAAUGACUCUGUAACCAAGAGUAAAUUUGAUAACCUGUACGGUUGCCGAGAGUCACUGAUCGAUGGCAUUAAGCGAGCCACUGAUGUUAUGAUCGCAGGGAAGGUUGCGGUUGUUGCUGGAUAUGGAGAUGUUGGGAAAGGCUGCGCUCAGGCACUGAGAGCCUUUGGUGCUAGAGUCAUCGUUACAGAGAUUGACCCCAUCAAUGCUCUGCAGGCAGCUAUGGAGGGCUAUGAGGUUACCACAAUGGAUGAAGCUUGCAAAGAAGGGAACAUAUUUGUCACCACAACAGGAUGCUCAGAUAUUGUGGAGGGAAAACACUUUGUGGAGAUGAAGGACGAUUCCAUUGUCUGCAACAUCGGCCACUUUGACGUUGAACUUGAUGUGAAGUGGUUGAAUGAAAACGCUGUUAAGAAAGUGAACAUCAAACCACAGGUGGACCGAUACCUCUUGAAAAAUGACCGACACAUAAUUCUUCUUGCCGAGGGCCGUCUGGUGAAUCUAGGAUGUGCCAUGGGUCACCCGAGCUUCGUCAUGAGUAACUCUUUUACUAAUCAGGUCUUGGCUCAGAUUGAACUUUGGACCAACACUGACAAAUAUCCUUUAGGAGUAUAUUUCCUGCCCAAGAAGCUUGAUGAGGCCGUGGCCGCUGCUCAUCUGGACAAGCUUGGAGUAAAACUGACCAAGCUCACAGAAAAGCAAGCAAAGUACCUUGGUCUGGAGAAGGAGGGACCCUUCAAGCCUGAUCAUUACAGAUACUGAGGGGCCACGACCGUGAUCCAAAGAACAGCCGACAUAGUCAAGUGUUUCCAGCGUCUGACCCCUGUCUGUGUAACUGAUACCUUGGCCAUUGUUAAACUGGCUUUGUGCUCCAGGGUUCAGAUGCACUCGCCUCUUUGAUGUACACCUUGUGUAUGAGACCUGUACCU